This is a messenger RNA of Microthlaspi erraticum, 735 nucleotides long. NCBI's taxonomy places the organism in Eukaryota, Viridiplantae, Streptophyta, Magnoliopsida, Brassicales, Brassicaceae. The record is from the annotation of a GenBank genome assembly.
AUGUCAUUCACCACACAUGUGAACUCUUUCAAGUUCAAUGCUUUCGUCUUUCCCUUGUGUACUUUACUGAAAAUUGCACCGACAUCUUCCUGUUUGUUCAUUAGUAUAGAUAUAAUAGUUGCCAUUGUGAUCACAUGGAAUAUUUGCAUAUGCAGGUUCAAGUUGCACCUUCUGGUAGAGGAUGACUCGGCCAAAACAAAGGUUAUGCUUCUUGAUUCCGUUGCUUAUGGCAUCGUGGAUAAAACAGCUUCCUUCCUGCUAAACGGAUCAUACGAUGAGAUUCAGGAUCCAGAAUUAAUACCCGAUGACGUCAAGAGUUUAGUUGGAAAAAGUUUCGAGUUUCUGGUCGGUGUCGAGAAGGAACACAUUGUGUAUGGAAAUGACACCUACAAGGUGCAUAAGGUAAAGAAAGGACUUCUCAUUCUCGACACGGAAUCUGGCGAUGGACCAUUCAUUGCCAUUGAUAAUGGUUCGACCAUUGCAUCUGGCGAGGAGUUGUCGGUUGUCAAGAGUAACAGCCAAAGCAUUUCAGAUGAUGGUUCAACCCCAUCACCGAAGCGUGAUUUUGAAUCAAUGCAUGGUGUCCCAGCCGGCUCUUCCACUUCGAAGAAGCAUUGCCCCAAGCAACUUCCUACAGAGGCCAGUAGAGAGCUGGUCAAUCCGGAUGGACUAAUUAGCCAGCAUCCCGAAGCAAAUAAGAGCGAAGCUAAGCUCCACCAACUCACCGAGAAUUGA